AUGGCGAGUACCAGUAAUUCGAGGAAGAGAAAUCUUACAGAAAAAUUAAUUGAACAGUGGUUAGAAGAAGAUAACGAGCACGAGUUUAGUGAUGUAGACGACGAAGUAGCUGAUCAAAAUUUUACAAUUGAAGAAGAAGAACAUGUUGCGAUUGAGAUUUCAGAAGUCGAAGAAAUAGAAAUUGAAACAUCGAGUGAAGGGACAAAUCGUUCUACUAAUACGCCUGACUCGAACCGCAAUUGUUAUCGAGGUAAAAAUGGUUUUGUUUGGUCAGUUACUGACUUUUUAAGGACAUCGCGAACACUAGCUCGUAACAUUGUGUCUUUACCUAGACAAAACCCUGAUCAUACGAGAUUUCCUGGUUACGAAGCACUCUGGCUGAAGCUUUUUGAUGACAAUAUGAUAGAAACAAUAGUUUCCUGUACAAAUAAAAAACUUGAAGUUUACCGCCGCCAGUUCUCUAAUUAUUCGAAACACGAGCUGAGAGAUACAAAUGCUGUAGAAAUUCGAUCUUUAUUUGGAUUAUUAUACUAUUCCUCAGUAUUCAAAUGUAACGAUGCUGAUUCAAACUAUUUGUUUGCAACUGAUGGAACAGGUCAUGAAAUAUUUAGAUGUGUCAUGUCUAAAUAUAGAUUCAACACACUUUUGAAUUGCUUGAGGCUGGACAAUAUUGAUGACCGACAGGAGCGCUUAGAAACUGACCCUCUUGCUGCUGUUUCUGGAUUUUUUGAUAAAUUUAUCGCAAAUUGUCAAGCAAAUUACACACCUGGUCCAUACACCUGCGUUGACGAAAUGCUAUUAGCCUUCAAAGGUCGCUGCAAAUUUGUCAUCUACAUGCCCAAAAAACCCGCUAAAUAUGGGAUCAAGAUAAUGGUCUUGAGCGACGCCCGGGAAUCCUACGUAUAUAACGCAUACAUUUACCACGGCAAGGGUUCUGAUGGUGUAGGUCUCCCGGAGGCUGAGAAAAAGCUUUCUGUCCCUACACAGUCUGUGUUGCGACUUAUAAAACCCAUUGAAAAUACCAAUCGUAAUGUGACAGCGGACAAUUGGUUCAGCUCAAUACCUCUGGCAGAAAUGCUAUUGAAAAAAGGACUGACAUAUUUGGGAACAUUAAAAAAGAACAAACGAGAAAUACCUCCAGAGUUUAUGCCAAGUAAAAACAGAGCUGUUGAAAGUUCUCUUCAUGGUUUUACAAAAGACCUCACUUUGUUGUCUUUUGUCCCGAAAAAAGAUAAAGCCGUCAUACUAAUUUCUAGCUGUCACCAUAGUGCAAGUACGGACACAGAAACUAGAAAACCGACCAUAAUAGUCGAUUAUAAUCACACAAAAGGCGGGGUCGACGAAAUCGAUAAAAAUGUGCGAUAUAUUCCUGCAGUCGUAAAACGAGACGUUGGCCACAAGCUAUAUUUUAUCGAGUACUAG
Parnassius mnemosyne (clouded apollo) is the source of this 1422-nucleotide messenger RNA. NCBI's taxonomy places the organism in Eukaryota, Metazoa, Arthropoda, Insecta, Lepidoptera, Papilionidae. The record is from the annotation of a GenBank genome assembly.